AUGUGUAAUAACAGCAAUAACAAUUUUUAUAACAAUAUUAUAUUUUUAGAUUAUAAUAAACCGAGUGAAAUAAAUUUUUCAAUAAUCUCAGAUAUAUUUAAUAUUUUAGAUAAAAAUGAAUCAAAAUUAUAUGUCGUCCUAAUCAAUUCAAAUUUCGAUUCGAUCGAAUCAAUAAGUAAUAUUUUAGAAAAAUAUUAUAGUUUCAUAAACAAGUUAAUUUUAGAUCAUUUUUUAAAAUAUAGAAUUGAUGUUAACAUAUUAAUCCCAGAAUUAUAUUGCAAUAACAAUAAUAAUAAUAAUAAUAAUAAUAGUAACAAUAGUAAUAAUAGAAGUGAAUCUUUGAUAAAUUCAAUAAAUUUAAUAAUAAGCAAAAUACCUACAAACUAUGUUUUUUUAUCAAAUUCUUCAAAAUCAUUAAAUUCAUUUAUUAUAAAAUCAACAUUAAAUUUAAAAUUAAAUUAUUAUGAGAUCAAAAAUAGUAAUAAUAUCCAAGAUACAGAGUUUGUGCCCAGUUUCAAUAAUAAUGCAAUUUUAAAAUUACAAAAAUAUAACUCUGUAUAUUGUGGUGGGUUUUUUGACUAUCUUCAUUGUGGCCAUAAGUUUUUUUUAUCAUUAGGUUCUUUGUUGGCUAAAAAUAAAUUUUUUGUUUCAGUAUUACAAAAAUCUACAAUAAUACAACAACAACAACAACAACAACAGCAACAGCAACAACAACAACAACAACAACAACAGCAACAACAGCAACAACAAGAAGAAGAUAUAACACCCCCAUCAUCACCUAGAAUGUGUGAAAAAACAACUUUUAAAAGUCAUUCAUUACCAAAUUUAAAUAAUAAAUGUCCAUUUAGUAAUAAUAAUAAUACAAGUGAAUAUAAAUUACAAUCUUCAAAAUCAAGUAUUGGGGAAAUUAAAAAUUUAUUAUUUAACUAUACAGAUAAAAAGAAUGAUGAAUUUAUGCAACAAGUGGAGAAAAGAAUUUUAUCAGUAAAAGAGUUUUUAAAUAUUUUUAAUCCAAAUCACAGCGAUAUCGAAAUUAUAUCAAAUACACGUUGUUCAGAUAUUAACUUUUGCCCAAUGACAUAUUAUGAUCAAGUUGACGCAUUAUUGGUAAUUGAAGAGUCCAUAGAAUCAGCAAACAAGAUCAAUUUGAUUAGAUCCCAAAGAAAUCUAUCUCAGCUAUCGAUUAACGUUGUUAAAUCAGUUCAAAAUUACCAUUCAAAUAAAAAAAUUUCAUCAUCGUUCAUAAGAAAUGUUUUAUAUAAUAUAAAUAAUAAAAAUAUAUAA
Dictyostelium purpureum is the source of this 1284-nucleotide messenger RNA. RefSeq lists its product as uncharacterized. The transcript is spliced from 2 exons. The record is from RefSeq and is a predicted model, not a curated record. Lineage: Eukaryota; Evosea; Eumycetozoa; Dictyosteliales; Dictyosteliaceae. The coding region runs from base 1 to 1284 and encodes 427 amino acids.